AUGUUCUGUUUUCCUCUCCCCACUCACUACUUUAGUAUUUCUUUUCCCUCCUUUUUUCUUCUCCCUCUACCUAUCUACCUCAUAUCCUGUUCUUUCUUUCUCAAUUUGGUUUCAGCCGUUUUUUUUUUUUUUAAUUUGAACUAUUCGCCUUUUAUUUCCUCUCUUUCCUCUUUAUAUUUAAUCUUUCUUUAUUUUUCCUUUUCUUUGCCUCCAAAACGUACAAAUCAUUCUCACUUCGGUUUAAUUAUCUCUCUUUUGUCUUCUCCCUCUCUUUGUGACAUACCCAUUUUCCCUUCAAUCACUUCUCAUUGCCUUUUUUUUUUAAAUCUCCUUUCUAUUCCUCACAUUAUUCUUUCUCCUCCCAUUGCCGUUUUUCUCUUGUUUCUUCUCCAAUAUUUCUUCCAUAUUUUUCGUAUACCUUCUUUAUUCUUUUCUUCCUCCAUUCCUUCACUCAUUAUCUUCAUCAAUCUUCUUUUCCGUUCAUGA
Molecule: messenger RNA, 486 nt
Organism: Acanthosepion pharaonis
Lineage: Eukaryota; Metazoa; Mollusca; Cephalopoda; Sepiida; Sepiidae
Source: the annotation of a GenBank genome assembly